UAUGGUAUAAUACGAUUUUAUCAGGAUAUUGUUUCUCUCCCUCUCUCUCUCUCUCUCUCAAGCAGGGGAACCGAAUAAAAAGGGGUUGAACAUUUCUGCAAGCGUCCUGGUAAUCGGAGGAGAUUCUUUACUUCUCUAUAUUCUCUCCUCCUCCUUUAUCGAUCCCGAUCAUUACUGUUCGGUGAAGACAACCACUAAGCUUAAGAAGAAAUGGCCAAUGCAGCAUCUGGUAUGGCUGUGCAUGAUGAGUGCAAGCUGAAGUUUCUGGAGCUCAAGGCAAAACGAACUUACCGUUUUAUUGUUUACAAGAUUGAGGAGAAGCAAAAGCAAGUCAUUGUAGAGAAAGUUGGGGAGCCAACAAACAGCUAUGAGGAUUUCGCUGCUAGCCUUCCUGCUGAUGAAUGCCGAUAUGCUGUCUAUGAUUUCGAUUUUGUGACUGAAGAAAAUGUCCAAAAAAGCAGGAUUAUCUUCAUUGCAUGGUCGCCUGAUACCUCAAGGGUUAGGAGCAAAAUGAUCUAUGCAAGUUCCAAAGAUAGGUUCAAGAGAGAGCUUGAUGGAAUUCAAGUGGAGUUGCAAGCAACUGAUCCAACUGAGAUGGGCCUUGAUGUCAUUAGGAGCCGGGCCAACUGAAUAUGAUGUUAGGCCUUGUGAUUAGGAUCCUUGCAUUUGGUCUUCUAAUGCUGGUUCAAUUGUUUAUAGGUUGUGGGAUGGUGAACUUGGCUAAUCAUCUAAUUUCCAAGUUUUAUUAUCGUGGACGUUAUUUGUUUUGAACAUGCAAAUCUGCUUUCUGCUAUAACCUUUUGAUCAUUUGCUACUUAUAGAACCUAUAUAUUGAGUGUCUUGUUUUAGUCUUAUCUCUACAGGCUGAUAUGUAACUGUACUGUUUGUAGGGGGUUAAUCAACACCUUCAGUUCAUAUUUCUGUUUUGAAUAUUUGAUCUGUGCCUCCUUAUUCUGGGAUUGUUGAAGGUGCAUAGUCACUGCUCUGUCAGGUGUUUGGCUUAUUUUGUAUAUGAAGACGAUAACUAAUAUUCUUACAA
Carica papaya (papaya) is the source of this 1039-nucleotide messenger RNA. Its product is annotated as actin-depolymerizing factor 2. Gene Ontology annotation, biological process: actin filament depolymerization. The record is from RefSeq and is a predicted model, not a curated record. Gene Ontology annotation, molecular function: actin binding. Lineage: Eukaryota; Viridiplantae; Streptophyta; Magnoliopsida; Brassicales; Caricaceae. Gene Ontology annotation, cellular component: actin cytoskeleton.